Messenger RNA from Bipolaris maydis ATCC 48331, 1197 nucleotides. RefSeq lists its product as uncharacterized. Gene Ontology annotation, molecular function: acyltransferase activity, transferring groups other than amino-acyl groups. The record is from RefSeq and is a predicted model, not a curated record. NCBI's taxonomy places the organism in Eukaryota, Fungi, Ascomycota, Dothideomycetes, Pleosporales, Pleosporaceae.
AUGAAUGUCCUGCCAAAGGAUGAUUUGCCCGAUUCGAAGAGUCCUAAUCUCAUCCUUCAACAUCCGACUGAGGAUGAGUGUAUCACCAUCUGGAACAACACUUCCGCUGAAUGGAUCGAUUCUCUUACCCUUCCCCUCUAUCUGAAAGAGUGUCGUCUCCUUAGAACAGUCCCUCUGGCUAGAAAUGGGGGUAUGACUACUUGGAUUCUCGUCCACAAAGAUUCCGUCCCAAACAAACGACAUAUCUUAUGUUCGUGCGAAACUUUCAGGAAACAGUCUUUGACCAGUAACACACAAGGAGAAGUUAGCGAUAGUAUCGUACAUGGAAUUGCUAGCGUCUUCUGUGCACCAUCGUACCGCCGUCGUGGUUACGCCGGUCGCAUGAUGCAAGAGUUGGUCAAGGAACUGUACAGAUGGCAAACUGAUAAAUUUCCCUGCAUUGGAACCACGCUCUACUCCGAUAUUGGGAAAGAGUACUACGCGAAGCUGGGAUGGACUCCAAAUAUUACAAACUCACAAGUGGAAUUUCCGCCGAAGCCCAUCGUGUGGCCAUCCCUGGUCAAGCCGAUCCUGGAGAACGAUCUUGACGACAUCUGCAAGAGAGAUGAAGCUUUGGUACGCUCUCAGAUGUCAGUGCCUGCAGAUGAGAUCAAAAGCACACGUUUCACAAUCGUACCGAACGUGGACCACAUGGGCUGGCACAUCGGAAAGGAACAAUUUGCGACCGACUAUCUCUUCGGAAAAACUCCAACUGCGAAGGGCGCCAUCGCAGGAUCUCCAGGCAAGCAAGUAUGGGCAACAUGGGUACACCGAUAUUAUGGUUCCCUCGAUGCCGAGAAGCCACGCAACGUUCUGUACAUACUUCGGCUAGUCGUAGAGGCUGAUGAAACGGCAACAAGGCUUCGCAGGGAUGCUGUCAAAAGACCCGAAAAAGAUGUCUACGACAUGCAGAUUGAGCUUUUGAAGGCUGUAUUGCAAGCUGCGCAAGCUGAAGCUGCUGAAUGGAAGCUCGACGUAGUGGAGCUGUGGGACCCAACGCCACUAGUAUUGGGCAUGCUGAAGGACAGCGGAUUGGAACACACUGUCACAGAGCGGGAGAAGGAUCACCUUGCUAGUUUGCUGUGGUACGACCAGCAGGGUGGAAUGAGCAAAGAGCUGCCAUUGUGGGUGAACAAUGAGCACUAUGCAUGGCAGUAA